CUUGAAACAACCAUGUGGGACAUGGUGGAACAAUCAGAAGUGAACUACUCAGGGGAUAGCUCUUCAAGACCACUGCCUUGCAUGAAUACCAGCCCAGAGAAAAGCUAUGAAGACCAGGGUACCAAGGCCUCCAGGUGGACAAGGCAAGAGGCUGUGGAAGAGGAAGACCCCCCAUUCCUGGAGGAAGGAGAGAGUCCACAGGGUGUCCUGGCAAGGCCUGAGUCUGUGUCUACCUCCUCAGAAGAUGUAUCCCAGAGCCAAGCUGCCACAUUUCCAGCAUCCAAUUCCAUUAGCUGGGGGCUAGGAACGCCAUCGACCUUGGACUCCGCAACCUGUGUCCAGGGCAUUGCAUCUAUCCCCUCGGGGGCCAUAUCUCUGGAGCCAGAGACUUUAUCAGUGAGGGAGAAAGGGGAAAUUCCAGAGAGAGUGCCCCGAAGUCCAUCACCCCAGGUGCUCCUGCCCAAACUGGGCUGGGAUGGAGAACUGCUUCGCCCAGGAGCCCAGAUCUACAUGCACUUCAUGCAGGAGCAUAGCUGCUAUGAUGCCAUGGCUACCAGCUCAAAGCUGGUUAUCUUUGAUACCAUGUUGGAGAUCAAGAAGGCCUUCUUUGCUCUUGUGGCUAAUGGGGUCCGGGCAGCACCUUUGUGGGACAACCAGAAGCAAAGUUUUGUGGGCAUGCUGACGAUCACAGACUUUAUCCUGGUACUCCACCGUUACUACAGGUCACCCUUGGUUCAAAUCUAUGAAAUUGAGGAGCACACAAUCCAAACCUGGAGGGAGAUCUACCUUCAAGGUUCUUUCAAGCCACUGGUUUCCAUCUCACCCAAUGACAGCCUGUUCGAGGCUGUUAUUCUCAUGAUCAAGAACCGGAUUCACCGCCUGCCUGUUCUGGAUCCUGCCUCUGGCAAUGUGCUUCACAUCCUAACACACAAGAGGCUGCUCAAGUUCCUGCAUAUCUUUGGUGCACUGCUGCCCAGGCCACAGUUUCUUUCCCGCUCUAUCCAAGAUUUGGGCAUCGGCACAUUCCGAGACUUGGCUGUGGUGCUAGACACAGCCCCUAUCCUGUCUGCGCUGGACAUUUUUGUAGACCGCCGAGUGUCUGCACUACCUGUGGUCAAUGAGCCAGGACAGGUUGUGGGCCUCUAUUCCCGAUUUGAUGUCAUACACCUGGCUGCCCAGAAGACCUACAACCAUCUGGACAUGAGUGUUGGUGAAGCGCUACGGCAGCGAUCCCUCUGUCUGGAGGGCAUCAUUUCCUGCCAGCCUCAUGAAAGCCUGGGUGAUGUCAUUGACCGAAUCGCCCACCCACAGGUUCACCGGCUGGUGAUGGUGGAUGAAUCGCAGCAUUUGUUAGGUGUCAUUUCCCUGUCUGACAUCCUCCAAGCCCUGGUACUCAGCCCUGCUGGCAUUGAUGCACUUGGUGCCUGAGAAUCCCAGUUGUCCUUGUGUCUUGUGUGUUGCUCCAAAUUCCAACACACCCUGCCCCCAAACAGGAUGGAAGGAGGGGGGGAGCUCCAGCCUUUCACUCUCUCACUCUCAGCCACAUCCCCUCCUGCUCAGGUUCCACAUCUUCAUCCUCAGUUCCACUUCCCUAAUACAAAUGAGUUCCAUUCCCAUAAACCUUUGGGAAAGGCCGAUGCUUCACAGAAUGGUGGUCAGAAUGAGAGCUCACUGACCUUCGGG
Dromiciops gliroides (monito del monte) is the source of this 1683-nucleotide messenger RNA. RefSeq names its product protein kinase AMP-activated non-catalytic subunit gamma 3 (gene PRKAG3). The record is from RefSeq and is a predicted model, not a curated record. NCBI's taxonomy places the organism in Eukaryota, Metazoa, Chordata, Mammalia, Microbiotheria, Microbiotheriidae.